GGCGGAAACACGGCGGGAUCAGCUGACUGUACUCGUCUACUUCCUCAAAGUGUAAACACAGGACAGUGUUUCCCAGAUCAACUCAGCCAAGAGCGAUACACAGCAACUGUUUGAAUAUAUAUGUGUAUGCACAAUGUAGCGCGAGGACCUUUGUACGAAGCCACGGAGCGGCCGUGAGAGGAAAACAGCCGAGUCAAGGAGCUCAAAGUGUUAGAGUGCUGUGUGGGAAUGGGUCCCAUCCCUUCCUGGUGCAAAUGGAGAAUAAAGGGAACGACGAAGUGGAAAAAUUGAAGACAAAGUUUCUAUCAGCGUGGCACAAUGUGAAGUACAGUUGGGCCCUGAAACCAAAGACUUUAUUCAGUAGGAAUUCUCCAGUGUUCCUUCUGGGAAAGUGUUACCAUUUUAAGGCUGAAGAUGACGAUGGUCUCACAGACGCUUGCUAUGAAGACUCUGAUGACGACUUUGUCGCGGGGAACGUGGAGGCUUUCCGGAGGGACUUUGCGUCUCGAAUGUGGCUGACCUACAGGGAGGACUUCCCUCCCUUGCCUGGCUCCACCCUGACCUCUGACUGUGGCUGGGGAUGUAUGCUGAGAGCCGGACAGAUGAUGCUGGCUCAGGCACUUAUUCUACACUUCUUAGGCAGAGAUUGGACCUGGCCAGAAGCAUUGAAUCUCCAGCCUUUAGACACAGAGACAUGGACUACAACUGCAGCCAAACGUCUGGUUGCCUCUUUAGAGGCUUCUCUUCACGUUUCCCACCGGCCUUCAGAUCAGGGUUUACCACCCAUGCCUCAGGCCCAGGCUCUGGGAUCUGCAGAGGAGGCAGACCCUCAUCUGAAAGAGAUGUACCACCGCUUACUGGUGUCCUGGUUUGUCGACAGUCCCUUGGCUCAUUUCGGCCUGCACAGGCUGCUGCGCUUAGGUCUGACCAUGGGAAAACAGGCAGGGGACUGGUAUGGACCUGCUGUGGUGGCACACAUCCUUAAGAAAGCUGUCGAGGAGGCGAUGGACCCUGGCUUGGCGGGUAUAACUGCCUAUGUCUCCCAGGACUGCACAGUGUACAGUGCAGAUGUCAUCGAUAGCCACAGGACACAAACAGCGAGGCAGGACACUGCUGAGAGAUCAGAUGCUCCUCCUCCUCCUACGCCGCCACAGAACAACCAACCGACGUCUGCCUCCACUCAGCCAGACAGCCGAGCGGUUAUCAUCCUCAUCCCUGUGAGGCUGGGAGGGGAGAAGACAAACCCUGAGUAUUUUGACUUUGUAAAGAGCAUACUGAGCCUGGAGUACUGCAUAGGUGUCAUCGGAGGGAAACCCAAACAGGCCUGCUACUUUGUAGGAUUUCAAGAUGACAGCUUGAUUUACAUGGACCCUCAUUACUGUCAGUCUUUUGUGGAUGUCAGCACCAGCGAUUUCCCUCUCCAGUCAUAUCACUGCCCCUCACCAAAGAAGAUGCCUUUCAAUAAGAUGGACCCAAGCUGCACCAUAGGUUUCUACUCUCGAAGUGUCCAAGACUACGAGAGAAUCAGCCAGGAGCUGUCGAAGGUGCUGCAGCCGUCAGCGAAGGAGAAAUACCCAGCGUUCACUUUCGUGCAAGGUCAUGGCAGAGAUUAUGACCUGUCAGCCAGCCUGACCCCAGAGAAGAGAGAAUGGCCCUUCAUCCGUGACCCGAGGAGAACGGUCACCACUGCUGGGGACUUUGUGCUGCUUUGACAGCGCUGUUUAAGAGACUCUGAGACUGCUCAGGAUCCAUAGCCCUCCUGUUCAAGACUGACCUUAUACUUUAUCUGGGAAACUUUGUUGUUGAACAAUUUUUCAGACUGCUGUUAGCUAGUUGCCUGGUAAUGUGGAAUGGAAGACAUUGUUGGUGCUCUGCUGAAUUUAAUUACCUAACGUUUUUAUACACUCACUGAGGAAAGAAAAGCAUUUAGUUUAAGGGAACAUUUCAUUUUGCACCAGUGUUUAUAUUUAUAAUGUUAACACCAGAUUUUGGGGUAUUUGGUAAAAAGAGUAAUAAUAAAAAAUGAUUUGCUUAUAAUGAUUGCUCAGUUUAAUUUAGCUCCCUCCUGUUGCCAUACUUAGUAAAUUCAAGGAUGAUGGUGUCAGAUAUUACUCAAACUAUCUGUGGUGGCUCACUUUUAAAUGUUUAAAUAAUACACCUGUAGUAUUUCAAGAAGUGUUUUUCAAGUACUGUUGACAGAUCUCAGAUGCCAUGUCAUCACAGCAUUUCAUUACAGAUUAAUUCCUCUCCCCUUGGAGACGCCUCACAAGAGCAAGCACGUUCUUUAAAGUUCUUUAUUUCUUAAUUGUUUUAUUCACACUAAAUAGAGCAAUAAUAUAUGAUGGUGUUAUGGGAUAUUAUUACAAUUGUGUGUUUUUUUUUUGAGUAGUAUUAAUUUUGACUUUAAAAAAUGUGACAGAUGUAAUGAUGUUUUCUGCUGCACCUCACUAAGCACAAUCUGUUAUGAAUUUACCUAUUUACAAUAGGAUGCUUCAUGUAAUAUGCACUGUACUGACUAUAGUACUGUGCAAGAGUCUUAGGCCACCAUUAGAUUUGUUGUUUUAGCGAUGCUAUAAUGACCAUAUAAUUAUUUCUGAAUCAUUUUGACAAAUAUCUGCUGUGAAAAAGGUAUUUUACACCACAUAUAUAUAAGACAACUUUCAGUCACAUUAUUCCAGUCCAAAUGCCAAUGAUCACAGAAUUUGACAGACAUAAAAACAACAAAGCUGGUGGUGCACUGAGACCUUUGCACAGUACUGUACACACAGUUUAUAAAACAGCGUUUAAAUUUGCAUAAUUAAAGAACAGAUUAGAUUCAAGGAACUGCAGUAGCAAAGGGAAAUAGUACUCUUUAAUCCUAAUAUUAUUAUUACUACUACUUGUUGGUAUGUUGUGUAAAACUAAAAGAAUUUAGCCAUUUCAUUUAAAGCAUUUCUGAGCUCUUACUUUUUCUAACGGGGAUUUCCCGAUGUUUCAUUGUGCGUUUUUGAAUAUUUCAUCAAAUGUAUUCCCUCAUUCAUAUUCCCUAGCACACUUUACAAUAACUUUACUUUAAUAAAGCAGAAGGGAAGAGGCACUCUUGGAUACACGUAAAAGCAACAAAACCCUUGCACUUUAAUCCAUCACUUCAAGAAACACUGAGGUUUUCAGACUGAUUUAUUUUUUCUCCUGUGGUUUCCUGCAUCACAAUGACCUGCAUGUUUUUGGUUUUUUAAGUUAACUUUCAAAAAUUAAUCUCAACAAAUCCAAGAAGAUGUUUCUCAUGCUGUUGGUUGGAGAAGCUGAAUAAAGUAAAAACAUUUGACUUUCUUAAUCAA
Messenger RNA from Solea senegalensis (Senegalese sole), 3317 nucleotides. It is a transcript of the gene atg4c, whose product is annotated as autophagy related 4C, cysteine peptidase. The record is from RefSeq and is a predicted model, not a curated record. Lineage: Eukaryota; Metazoa; Chordata; Actinopteri; Pleuronectiformes; Soleidae. Gene Ontology annotation, molecular function: protein-phosphatidylethanolamide deconjugating activity. The coding region runs from base 255 to 1712 and encodes 485 amino acids. The transcript has 11 exons.